Messenger RNA from Solea senegalensis (Senegalese sole), 854 nucleotides. RefSeq names its product transcription initiation factor TFIID subunit 8-like. Gene Ontology annotation, biological process: transcription initiation at RNA polymerase II promoter. The transcript is spliced from 4 exons. Gene Ontology annotation, cellular component: transcription factor TFIID complex. The coding region runs from base 247 to 588 and encodes 113 amino acids. Lineage: Eukaryota; Metazoa; Chordata; Actinopteri; Pleuronectiformes; Soleidae. The record is from RefSeq and is a predicted model, not a curated record.
UUUUGAUAAUGUUUAAUUGUAUGAAUUUCAGCUCCAGUGACAAACCAACCUGUGACCCCCAGAGCGCUUUCAGCUGGACAGAAACGCACACAUCCAGCUCAUAUCCCGGGCCACUUCCCAGAGUUCCCUGACCCUCACACUUACAUCAAAACACCAACAUUCAGAGAGCCAGUGUCAGACUAUCAAGUGGUGAGAGAGAAGGCAGCGACACAGAGGAGAGACGUAGAGCGAGCACUCACACGCUUCAUGGCCAAGACUGGCGAAACUCAGAGCCUCUUCAAAGACGACAUCACUGCCUUCCCUUUGAUCGCAGCACGGCCGAGCACCAUUCCAUACCUCAGUGCCCUCCUGCCGUCUGAGCUGGAACUGCAAACCCUGGAGGAGACGGAUUCCUCUGAGCAGGACGAUCAGACGGACAACGAGAACACAACGGGAAACAUCAUCAAUGAUGACCCAGGUGCAGACAAAGAGAACUCCAUGCUUCCUCCCAGUGGUGGUGUUCCGUCCACAAAGUCCAGCGAGGACAACGUGAUUGAUAACCCGUACCUCCGGCCCGUAAAGAAACCCAAAGUGCGGAGGAAGAAAUGAGUCGGGACCCGCCUGAAUCUAACAGACUCACACUUGCUGCCGUAGUCAGAGGAGUGGCCCCGUGCUUUGUUAGCUGGGACAAAUGGCUGCUUUUUCUCAAGACGGGGACCAGUGCUGCUGUAGAUUCUGGCAGACUGACGGACUCAUGAGUGAUUUCCUUUGUAUUAGCUGUCUUUUUUUCUUUUUUUUUUCAGAAAGCACUGGCUUUGUUAAAAAAUGUUGUAAGCAACAUCCUUGUGUAAUAUACAUACAAACAGAAAUUUUGU